Strongylocentrotus purpuratus (purple sea urchin) is the source of this 3807-nucleotide messenger RNA. RefSeq lists its product as uncharacterized. The record is from RefSeq and is a predicted model, not a curated record. Gene Ontology annotation, cellular component: membrane. Gene Ontology annotation, molecular function: G protein-coupled receptor activity. The transcript is spliced from 6 exons. NCBI's taxonomy places the organism in Eukaryota, Metazoa, Echinodermata, Echinoidea, Camarodonta, Strongylocentrotidae. Bases 150 to 2849 code for a protein of 899 amino acids. Gene Ontology annotation, biological process: cell surface receptor signaling pathway; G protein-coupled receptor signaling pathway.
UACAUUGUAACAGGAUCGACCAUUAACUUUAUUUGAUAAGCUAUCACUCACUGCUCACUACAGCGAUAACAAGGCCAUCUUGUACGUUCUUGCACAUUUCAGUUUGCACAUCUUCACGAUUGUGAGUGUUUUCAGCGGUUUGCGUUAACAUGGCUCUCAACCGUGUCUUGUUGUUGGUUUUCUUGCUUAAAACAUUACCGUUUUGUUCUUGUUCUGAUCCCUAUUGCGCUCUUGAUGGUGAAAAUCAGUAUUCUUAUGAGGAGGGUGCAGUAGACGAUUACUCGAAUUCUUGGAUGAGCACUAAUACCGGGUCUAAUGACGAAGUUCCUUCGGCAUCCAUCGUCUGUCCGAACGAUGCUGACACCUGCUUUUCUUACUCUUUUACAAUCGAACGAUGCCAGACGAAUUCAAGCUUUUCUCCUGAAUUCUACUGCAAUUGUGAUUCCGACUGCGAUCAUUUUGAAGAUUGUUGCUAUGGGCAUAGGAACGAGAACGCGUCUAUGCGAUCAAUGAAGGCCAAGUUCUUCCCAGAAAAGCAAUACUGGAGUUGUACCUCGUUCACGAUUGGUAUUGAAUGGUCAACGGCUUGCAUUCGUGAUGUCCUUGUGGUGAGCAUAUGUCCAUCUUCAGCUAGGACAGACCUUGACUUGGUACAAAGAUGUGAGCAGCCGCUUGCGAAUGACACUGUCUUCUUUGACUCCAAGGAGAUCUUCUACCGCAACAGGUAUUGCGCUCUUUGCCACAGCGUGAACUCAUCGGAACUCACCCCUUACAUCAUUUUCACACCUUGUUUGGACAACAGACAAACUGAGAGCAAUCUUUGUGGACGACGGCCAUUUUUAGUCAAUGGAAGCGCCCCUCCACCUAUCCGCUGGUGUUUCCAUGACAGUGCCAUUAUAUCGCAUUGUGAUUCACAAACAGGAGCAGGCGUGCCGUGUUUAAACGAAACGGAGAGAGUGAUAAUCAACGGUAGUAUCUACAAGAACAUUGAUUGUGCAGAAUGCAACGGAGUCUCUGUUGCCAACAGUUCCAGUCUUAGAAGGAACUGUGAAUUUAAUUCCAAAGGCAACACUAUUCCGACUUAUCUUCCUUACAGCCUGGUAGUCUUCGAUAUCACCUACAUAUACCCUCAGCUGCAAUGCAUGAAUGGUCUUCAGUUGUCUGGUACUGAAUGCGUUCCAGAGGUCGGCUCCUGGCCUGAUUGCAGGAACAGACAAAUCAUCUUGGGUGUCAUCACCAACGGAUCUCUGCAGUGCUUCGAUGGUUUCGAAAUCCUGAAGAUUCAGACAUACAACAACUAUCCCAAUACCACUAUCUAUGAACUGAAGGAAGAGGAAUAUGACGGAAGUAAAGUAAGCUUCAUGAUGUUUCCAGCAAACAUCGUACCGCAAAAGACCCAACUAGAAGGCUUCACGGAAAGCAUACUGGGGGAGAAGCGGGGAGACUGUUGUCGGGACAACACCAUUAUCGUUUAUGAAAUGUGUGACAUUGAACAUGAACUGUCCACUGGCAACAAUGUCAAUCUUUCUUGGAUAUCCGACGAUAUCGACUUGUUUGAACCUGUGCUCAUCAAUGGAACAACGUACAUCAUGUACAAUCACACCACCUUUGUGACUCCAUUGUACUGGGAAAAUAAUACUUAUUACAGACGUCUUUCAAGGGAGUGGAAAUUCUCCAUAGAACAGUCCUUCUCGCUUCACGGACAUAUUGUUAACAUCGACUCUUGCGCGUACAUCGUUGUUGGAAACUCUCUUAUUACCGAAAAUGAGAGAGAUAAUGUUACAUACUUGAUAUACCAGGAAAUCUCAUUUCCUCCAGAGAGCUACAUUCGUUACCUGAAUGGCUCUGUCCGUCUCUGCUGGACUGGACCCGAUCCUCCAGAACCUGUCGGCAUGUUCGAGUACUCCAAAGGGCAGAAUAUACUGAACCUCAUACUCGCUAUACUGUCCUCCGUCUGUCUCUUGGCGACGUUGCUCACGUACUGUAUCUUCAAAUCUCUGAGGAAUCUCCAAGGCCUAUCCAUCAUGAGCUUUGUGUCGGCCUUUUUUGUUGCGCAGGUGAUGCUCCAGUUCAUCGCUCCUAACAUGAUAUCUUUGCCAACUGUUUGUACGAUAGCAGCUACCAUCACUCAUUAUUUCCUCCUCGCUGUCUUCACAUGGACGAACAUCUUGGCGUGGGAUCUUGUUCGUCACUUCGCAUCCUCAUCUUUCCUACCAAAGAGAAAUGGUAAGAAGAGACGUCUGGUCGUCUACCUUACCAUCGGCUGGUGUCUUCCUCUCGUCAUCGUCGUUCCCUGUCUGAUUGUACAAGUUCAGAACCCUUCGCUAUUUCGCUACGGCAAGAUCGGGACAUCGUGCUGGAUCUACCAAGCCAGGGCUAUCGUGUUGGCUUUCUUGGUACCUGUCGCCGUCAGUUUCCUCGUCAACAUCGUUCUCUUUUCGUUAACUGCCUACGGUGUUCACAAGAGCAAACGUGAUUCAAGUGCUCUGCACGAAGGUGCUCAUGAGCGAUGGAAGGAGCUCUUCCACGAACUGGUAGUCCACUUUAAGAUAUCAUGCCUGCUUGGUUUUGGAUGGUCCUUUGGUUUCAUCGCUGCGUUUGCCCAGGCUGCUGCUGUUUGGACAAUCUUCAUCAUCACCAGCUCUCUGCAAGGGGUUUUUGUCUUCGUCUUCUUCGGCGCUAACCAACGGGUCAGGGGUCUAUGGCGAAAGAGAAUCCGUGAAUCCAAGUCAGAAGGGAGAAGUACGAGUAACACAGGAACCCAAUCUACGGGAACCAGUCGGGCGAGAGACAGGGAGAGGAAAAAGAUAACAGCGUCGGGUUCAGCCCCGUCAGCUACACAAGUCUAAGAGUUUCUCAGUGACUUAGACUUAGACAACCCGUAGAUUAGAAUACUUUGUUUGGAAUUCCUCCCGGAAAGUUUAGAGAUGAUCGGAAAUAUUCUUUGCCUCAUGAUCAAACCUACUUUCCCUCGUGUUUGUUUCCUAUACUUUUGUCUAUACUAAUGGAAUGUGUUGAUUUGGUUUGAAGGGCCAAUGGUCCUUGUCAACGUUCCUUGAUGACUGAAAAAUACAGUAUCUAGUGAUAGAAAGGCCGAGAGCAGUAAAAGACAAGAUAUAAGCGGAUAACUUGUGAGGCCAUUACAGAUGAUUAUUGCAAGAUUCGGUGCUUUAGGGCUUUGAAAAGAUGGCGGAAACUAUGGAGGAAUCUAAUUAUAAAGUGGUGUGUUUCUGUAUUAAUAAUGCAUAAAUAAAUGUACAUUAUAAGCCACUUCGGAGAUCCUAUCUGCGCAUCGGCAGGUAAAGGUCAUUUGUACAAAAAUAUAAAACCAUCGACUGCUGGAUACGUGUUCAUUAAAGUUCUGUAAUCACCAUUCACUUAUGCACCGGUGGUACAUUCUAUGAUCAUACAUAGAUGGAAUUAUGCUGUCCAAGCGGGCAAACAAAGGGUAUUCAUGAAGCACCACCAGCAUUUUGGCAGUGAUUAUCCUAAAAUGCACAGAGAUGGACGUCUCCAUGUGAAAAAACCUCUGUAGAUAUUUGGGGGUCAUUUUGUACAAAAGUUAACUAUAGCCUAUAGAGGCUUUUCGGUUGUGUUGACGCCAGUCGUCUUCAAGUGGAAGAACUAAUCAGGAUUAAUUUUCCAAACGGCUGAUUUAAAGUAAAGCGAGCCCUGAUUCGCCAUUUGGUAAAGGUUCAACCAUAACGUGCCAUAUACUCCCGUUUUAAUGUUUAUAAACACCUCAUCCAGAUUUUGGGGGAGGAUUAAAAAAAGAAGACUGCCUUUUGAAAAGAAAUAUACUCUAUA